CUCUGUGUGAUUGAAAAACGCAUAAAUUAUAAAAUCACGACAUACUUUUUUUCAUUGACGAAAAUGGAUUGCUACUUGAGACGAUAUUUGUGUGAAACUAGUUUAUUGCGGGAAUAAAAACGACUAUCGCUGCGCUUAAUUUAAAAUACUAGUAAAAUGUAAUUAAUCGACUACGGGGUUCAGGUAUUCGGUGUCUGUCUGCGUUAAUCAUAUCUGCUCUAAAUCAAAAACCCAUAGAGAAAAUUUAAAAAAGGCAUUUUGUAUUUGCAAAACGAUGGGAGAUAAUAGGGAAAGUGGAUUUAUUAACAGUGAACCUUGUAUUGCGGAGUUUAUGACAAAUGUGCCUCACAUAAAUCAUGUCCUACCCGGGUCUUCCAUCAACAUGGCGAACGACACCGGAAGCUACUGCCAGACAUUCAACGGUGCACUUCCGGCGUCCCCUACCAGAGGCGACCUGGCUCUCGCCGGAACACCGGAAGCGGCGGACCACGUGAUCGGUUCGGGGAUCGGGAACGGCGGAGGGGGCAAGUUUAACGACUAUGAGUGGAUGAAGGACAAGAAACCUAUCCGGAAGUGCGAGCAGCCGCAGACCGUUCCUGACAUAGACUUCUCCCCAAACGGCGCUCAGGGGAACCCAAACGGCUCCUCCAACAACGUAACAUCCGGGGGAAGCGGAAGCGGCGGCGGUUCCAGACGGCUGCGAACCGCCUACACUAACACCCAACUGCUUGAACUGGAGAAGGAGUUCCACUUCAACAAAUACCUGUGUCGACCGAGGAGGAUCGAGAUUGCGGCGUCCCUUGAACUCACUGAGCGGCAAGUGAAGGUCUGGUUCCAGAAUCGGCGAAUGAAGUACAAGCGGCAGACUCAGGUUCAGCGACAAAAGACUGAGGCCCGUCUAGGAUCUGGAAGUUCAUUCCCAGACAGUCCGAACUCUUUCGAGGAGGACCAGUUGGAUUUAGCUGCCGGGCCUCCAUCAGUUAACGACAGCGGUGACGUUGGAAUGGAUAAUUCCGAUGAUUCUAUAAGGUGCCGCGGAAACUUAAUGGAAAUUGGUAUGACCGGUGAUCAUUUGUCAUUAAAAAGUGAACUUUUGGAUGACAUGGAAAGGGAAAACUUUGGUAAUGCGGACAAUUCAAGAAAGAUUUCUGAUGGUUCUGUUGAAGGAAACUCAUUUUCGCCAUCUUCUAGUAUUUCCGGUCAUAAAAAUUCCGUUCAAGGUUCGCCUCAUCUCCGCUCACCGGUAACCGGUACUCCAGAGUCCGGUACUCAAUUGUCUCCCGGUAACCGGGGUUUAGACAAUAACACUAGUGUUUAUACUGAUAUGGACGGUUCUCCUUCGGAUAAUGAAGUUCUAACGGCAAAUGUUGAACCCACAAUAGCUCAAACUUCUAAUCUGACGUUCAACCCAAACCAAGUCUCCGAUGAUGGCCAAACAAUUUUUACAUCCGGUGGACACCAGUUGCCUCAAUCGCAGCCAAGUUCCAUAGCAAAAACUAACAGUAUGAUCAUGGGGAUGAAAUCGAGCGUCUCGCCGCAUCGCGUUUCGGUAAAUUCAAGUGACAACUUUUAUCAGAACCCCGCGAAUGUGGCAGAUUUCCCUGGUGGGGCCGGUGGUCGUUUUUCGCGAGGUUCCGGCAUGAGCGAAAGCUACGGCGUUCUGAACAAUUACCCUCCUGUAUUCCCCGAAGACCAGCGGACGGUGAGAACUUCAAAGAGCAAUUUACAAACAAACUUCGCUCUUCCACACAUGCCACUGCAGAAACCCAAUCAGUCGCCUUACGUGGAGAAAUUCAACUCCAUGGAGACGCAACAUAAAGGGUAUGCGUACGCAAUGAAUGAGAGAGGAAGCGGAAUGAAUUCUGGGUAUAAAACUGUGAACAUGAACGCCAACCAGUUUAACUACGGUGGCGCUAAUUUUGACAUGAACUCCAACGCAUACUCUUCCCAUACCCGGGGCUAUUCGAACUACAAUAAUGGCGUCCAGGGUGAUAAUAUAAAUUUACAGGGACCUAUCUCCUCUGACGGCUUUGAAGGUGAAAACCCACAAUUAAAGCAAGUUUCUUUCACUCCGGGACAGUUAAAUGUCUAUCAAAAUGGCUUUUACUAUGGAAGUAAUUACGGGUCUGGAUUUCCAACCGGUGUCAACCGCACAAUGUCAUCCGGGCUAUUUUCACAACAAAAUUAUUUAAAUACUUCACCGUCGUCACAGGGGUCCAAUAUGGCGGAUAGUAACGGGAGUUUUGAACAAUUAGGGCCCGUUGAUGGGCCUUUAAACGCCCCAUCUAGUGAGUUUUCUAGUUUGUUUGGUGACUAUUACGGAUUUACUGCUCAGCAUGGAUUUCAGACAUGAAAAUGUCAACGAUAAAAUUAAAUGACACGAUAUUAGUAUUAAAUUGAAAUUCAGGGCUAUUUAUUUCCUUUUUAUUGAUUAUUUACAGUUUUUAAGUAAUAAUUCUAUCCAAUACAUAGUUGUUUUAAUUUAUUUCCAAAUCGAAUAUCUUCAUUUAGUUAAAAACUACAUUUUUACAACUGUUGAAAAAGACUUUAAAUAUAUUAGGAAUCAAAAUAAUAAUACUAAAAAAUUUAGAAAUUCAGUCCACGGUAUUUAAAGUCCAAAUUAAAUAUGAAAUUAGCCUAAGUUAAGCAUUACCAUUUAUGACACUUCAACAAUUAGAUGUAUAAUAUUGGAAUAGAAAUGAAAACAUUAGAAAAUUAUACAUUCUUAUGUUUUCGAAAUAUUGUAUUUAACGCUAUUUUAUACAUCACCUUUUUGAAUUAAAACCAAAUCAGGCGAUGCGAUAAUAAUGAAAUAAUUUUAGAAAUUCAGAUAACCCAACUGAGCAAACGUAUUUAAAUUUACAUUUCAUAAAAGUUAGCUCUAUUCCACAUAAGUAUUUCCGCACAUAUUAGAAGUCCGAUUUUCUCAAAUAUUUUCCAUGCGAUCUACUUUGUUGAACGAACGCAAGGAAAAUCUAAAACAGAAUAAUUAAAUAGUAAUUAAUUAUUAGAUAAAUGGGGUAUGAUUUUUGAAUGUAAAAAUAGACUUAAACUUACAUUCAACAUUUUUAGUGUAGAUAAUUUAAUAUAAAAUCAUGCUUCCUUCAUAUUUUCGAGCAAUCAAUUUGAAUACGGUAAAUUUAAUAUUUAUCUAAAUAUGUGUUUUAUUUUUAACAAAAUCGACAAAUAUUCUCAUGGCAAAAAAACUUCUUGUUUUAUUUUAUUUUGAGAUUGUUUGUAACCAUUUGAAGGUGUUUUGCCCAGAUAAAGAUAAAUGUAUUACAAACAUGUUGUUUAUUUUUUAAUAAAUAUUUGAA
This is a messenger RNA of Mya arenaria, 3317 nucleotides long. Its product is annotated as homeotic protein proboscipedia-like. Gene Ontology annotation, molecular function: DNA-binding transcription factor activity, RNA polymerase II-specific; DNA binding. NCBI's taxonomy places the organism in Eukaryota, Metazoa, Mollusca, Bivalvia, Myida, Myidae. Bases 275 to 2353 code for a protein of 692 amino acids. The transcript is spliced from 3 exons. The record is from RefSeq and is a predicted model, not a curated record. Gene Ontology annotation, biological process: regulation of DNA-templated transcription.